Molecule: messenger RNA, 2537 nt
Organism: Haliotis rubra (blacklip abalone)
Lineage: Eukaryota; Metazoa; Mollusca; Gastropoda; Lepetellida; Haliotidae
Product: cell wall adhesin EAP1-like
Exons: 9
Coding region: 540-2537 (665 amino acids)
Source: RefSeq, a predicted model, not a curated record
AAUUUAAAAAAAUAAAAAUAAAUAAAUACUAACUCUGUAUUGGCCCACCAAAAAAAUUUGAUGAUUCCAAAGAUAAAUUCUCUAAUAAAUAAAUAAAUAAAUAAAUAUGGCUUGACAACGCCCUAAUCCGAUAAGACUUCAUGCAAAAUAUAGUUAUCAGGACAACAAUUAGCCAACCAAAUGGUGUAAGAAAUAUAGUUUUCAAAACUACCUCCCUUAGGUACAUAAAUCACGUACACAAUGAACUAAUUAUAUAUCCCUUUCACCCACCAGUAGCGAGGGAUUACCGCGAGGAUAAUCCCAACCUCCAACCCCAGCCAUGCCACGUCACUAGGAGUCCGAGUCAAUGAUUGCUCCUAUUGUUGAGUCGACGUAAUACUAUUUAGUGUAUAUGAUUGGUUAUUACUGAUGUGGUACAAAACCCGUGGUUACAGGGCUUCGUUAGAUCCUAACACAGUCGUGGGUACACUGCUGGCCACUCGGACGAUCAUGAUACAGGGAUAACUCACGGCAGACUGACACUCCCGUUUUCGUACACCAUGGUGAAAUUCGUGAUUACUGUGUGUCUUCUAGUGUUAUGUAAAAAUGCUGAUGGUGCUUGUACGUUCCCUUCUGAUCUGACUGGGACAUGGGUCACCUCGACGAUGGGAACGAUUACAUUUACGACAUCCCAGGUGACGAUCCCGUCAGUCUACACCUACGGCAAUCUCAUCUUCGACUGUGACACGUUAGACGGCACACAGUAUCUACUCAGGUCAACAACGACGGUGACGGUCCUCGGUAACCAACUCGACGUCGUCACUUGUUUCAACGACGUCACCAUGCUCACCACCAGUGUCAAGUACAAGCUCCAACAUGCGACAGCUGCACUGAACGAUGCGAGCGGCUGGCGUAUUAAAGUUCUCCCCACGGGUACAUCCCUCGUCGCCAGCACCCUGUGUGACGCGUCCACGCCAUACGCCAUCGGAACCCAAGACAUCCUCAUCAAAGAUGGUUCAGCCAGCAGUGCCUACAUCCAGUGUCCAGACGCGUUGCUGGGGACGUUCUCCUAUACCUACGAUGCCGGAAGCGGUGACGUCUGCUCUGGCGGCUCCUACCUCGACGUUUGUACCGACCUCACCGCCAUGACCUUCGACCUAUCCAUCUGCAGUCAGAAGGUCGCAUACUCUAGUGGGGGUGUGGUCAACUGUGUCUACAGCCAGACCGACACGUCGACAGACACAACAUACGUCGCCGUCUACAACAACGACACCACCACUGACGAGAGCACGACGUACAGAUACACGUGUUUGGCCGUCUCGGCGACUGGCGCCGUUGUCAACGUCAGCCAAAGCGCCAGGAUCUGCCAGAGCGAUCAAAACGCCACUUACGUGGCUACAGGCGCCACACUACAACUGACGUCCAACCAGACCUGUGUGCCGGAAAACAUAACAACGACAACUACUGCUCCGACGACGACUGCUGCUCCUCUUACCGGUAACACCACCGGCAUUGCUGUAGGUGUGUCCUUCGCCAUCAUCAUGCUCGUCCUGUUGGUCGUCCUGUUCCUCUUCCUCUUCUGUGGGAAGAAACGAAUGAGGCUGUACAAGAGCAUUUGUGGCGGGAAAUGUGUCGUCUGCUGCUCCGAGACCCAUGAAUGCAUGCAGUUUAGUUUGUUGAAAUGUUGCGGAUGUCUGUCGUGGACGAAGAUGAUCCUACUGCGGUGCUAUGAGUGUUGCUGCCCCGAGUGUAGUCAAGGGAGAGUUGAGCCGUCGGGUGGCGAUGUAGAGUCCGGUAUUGUCGUAACGGUGACUCCACCGGCGGAUGAGAAGAAGGAUUCGUUUAUGCCACUGCCGCCUAGCGUCGAGGAGGUGGGCCCAGUAGACUCUCAAGGAAACCCGCGUCGACUUCCCCCUCUGGAACCCAACAAGACAUCACCUAUGACAGUGAUUGAAGAGGAGCCUGAUGAGAUGCCGGGCUCCCCAACCAAGCUCCCAGCUAUCUCGCCCCGUUCUGAUGAAGCGGAACCCUCACAGGAUGCUUCUGAUGGAAAGAUGGAACCGGAAGAGAAGGUUGACGAGUUGAAGCCUGACGAGGAGUUGGUAGCUGUAGCUGGGGAACAAGUUCAAGGUCAAGAGACGAAGCCUGACGAGGAGUUGGUAGCUGUAGCUGGGGAACAAGUUCAAGGUCAAGAGACGGAAGGGGAGGUAACUCAGGUGAAAGAGCUGACGAACGUACAGGAACCUGUGGUGAAAGAUGACCCUACUGCUAACGAAGGUGAGGUGGUUCAGCCUGUAAAUGAGCCAGAAAACACCCCGGUUGAGUCAGGCCCUACUCCAGUCCCGCCAGAAACUGCCCCGGAGCAACCUGAAACUGCCCCCGAGCAACCUGAAACUGCCCCGGACCAACCUGAAACUGCCCCACCAACUGAAACAGCUCCAUCUGGCGAUCAGCCUGAGACUCCAGCAGAAACAACUACAGCUGAACCUACUCAACAAACGACAGCUGCAAGGGAACUUGACCUCCAACCAGUGGAGCAUUCCACUCCCAGAGAUUGA